CUUCUUCUUUAACAUUGUCACAGAUUUCUCAGAAGAUAAUUAUUGGAUCAAGAUGAAAACAAGCGGACUGAUAUUUAAGAGUUGAUCCAAAUCAAAAUGUAGUGAAUUUAAAUGUGAUUUCAUGAGGAGACGUGUGAGCUCUACUGAGUGAUGUGGAAAAUACGUUCUUAUCAAUAAUAAUAAUAAUAUCUUGCAUUUAUAUAGCGCCUUCACAGGACCCGAUGAUAAUAAAGAGAAUUCAGUGUCUAUACAAACUCAAGUGUUUUAUUUAUUUAUUUUCCGGAAGAAGGAACUCAUUUCAUCUCAGACCAGAGAGGAACCAGAGUUUUAAGAGGUGUGAGUACACGGGCAGAUAAACAGCACGGACCGGAAGUGUUCAGUGUAUCGCAGGCUCGCAGCGGGUGAAUUUGUGAAGUACUGACGGAGUAUCAACGGAGUAUUGACGGAACACUGACGGACUACUGACGGAGCACUGACCGGUUUAUUUGACUAUUUAACGUCUUUGUUGAAAACAUGGCGGCGAAACGUAAAAGUGACGUCAACGUUCCUGCGGAGGAAAGUGAUCAACUGCUCAUUCGCCCGCUGAGUUUCCCAGUUUGGGAUCAAUAAAUUAAAUGUGGAUUUAAUCUGGACAGAAAAUGUCUGUGUUUGUGUCCAGAGGAGCAGGACAGGAAGUGGGACGGUCCUGCAUCAUCGUGGAGUUCAAGGGACGAAAGAUCAUGUUGGACUGUGGGAUCCAUCCGGGCCUGGAGGGAAUGGACGCUCUCCCGUACAUCGACCUGAUUGACCCGGCUGAGAUUGACCUGCUGCUCAUCAGCCACUUCCACCUGGACCACUGCGGCGCCCUCCCCUGGUUCCUGCAGAAGACCAGCUUCAAAGGACGAACCUUCAUGACUCACGCCACGAAGGCCAUCUACCGCUGGCUGCUGUCGGACUACGUCAAAGUCAGUAACAUCUCGGCCGACGACAUGCUCUACACUGAGACGGACCUGGAGGAGAGCAUGGAGAAGAUCGAGACCAUCAACUUCCACGAGGUGAAGGAAGUGGCCGGCAUCAAGUUCUGGUGCUACCACGCGGGACACGUCCUCGGAGCCGCCAUGUUCAUGAUCGAGAUCGCCGGCGUCAAGUUGUUGUACACAGGAGACUUCUCCCGUCAGGAGGACCGACACCUGAUGGCAGCAGAGAUCCCCAGCGUCAAACCAGACAUCCUCAUCACAGAGUCCACCUACGGGACUCACAUCCACGAGAAGCGUGAGGAGCGAGAGGCUCGAUUCUGUAACACCAUCCACGACAUCGUGAACCGGGAGGGCCGCUGUCUGAUCCCAGUGUUCGCACUGGGACGAGCUCAGGAGCUGCUGCUUAUACUGGACGAGUACUGGCAGAACCACCCGGAGCUCCACGACAUCCCCAUCUACUACGCCUCCUCUCUGGCCAGGAAGUGCAUGGCCGUGUACCAGACCUACAUCAACGCCAUGAAUGACAAGAUCCGGAAGGCCAUCAACAUCAACAACCCCUUCGUGUUCAGACACAUCAGCAACCUGAAGAGCAUGGACCACUUCGAUGACAUCGGCCCCAGCGUGGUGAUGGCGUCUCCGGGCAUGAUGCAGAGCGGCCUGUCCAGAGAGCUGUUUGAGAGCUGGUGCACUGACAAGAGGAACGGAGUCAUCAUCGCUGGAUACUGUGUGGAGGGGACGCUCGCUAAGCACAUCAUGACGGAGCCCGAGGAGAUCGCCACCAUGUCGGGUCAGAAGCUUCCUCUGAAGAUGUCCGUGGACUACAUCUCCUUCUCCGCUCACACCGACUACCAGCAGACCAGCGAGUUCAUCCGAGCGCUCAAACCGCCGCACGUGAUCCUGGUGCACGGCGAGCAGAACGAGAUGGCCCGUCUGAAGGCGGCGCUGAUCCGCGAGUACGAGGACAACGACGAGGUCCACAUCGAGGUCCACAACCCGAGGAACACCGAGGCCGUCACGCUGAACUUCAGAGGAGAGAAGCUGGCCAAGGUGAUGGGCUCUCUGGCAGACAGGAAGUGCGCUCAGGGUCAGAGGGUCUCCGGGAUUCUGGUCAAGAGACACUUCAACUACCACAUCCUGACGCCCUCCGACCUCUCCAACUACACAGAUCUGUGUAUGAGCACAGUGACUCAGACUCAGGCCGUCCCCUACACUGGACCCAUCUCACUGCUGGUCAGUCAGCUCCGGAGCCUCGCAGGAGACGUGGAGCAGGUGGAGGGAGCCGAGAAGAUCACCGUCCGCAUCUUUAAGAGCAUCACUCUGGUUCAUGAGGCCGGGAUGGUGACACUGGAGUGGAUCGCCAACCCGCUGAACGACAUGUACGCUGACGCCGUCACCACCGUGAUCCUGGAGGUCCAGUCCAACCCCAACGCUCAGAAAUUUCCUGAAGGUCGGAGGGAAACGUUCCACGUGGACGUGUUCACCGAGCGACUGGAGCUCAUGCUGCAUGACAUGUUCGGAGACGACUGCGUGAAUUUCAAAGACGGUCAGAACCUGAGUGUGACGGUGGACGGCGUCACGGCGAUCAUCGACCCAGAAACCCGGUCCGUAGCCUGCUCAGAGGACGAGUCGCUCAGGGAGAUGGUGGAGGUCGCGAUCCAUCGACUCUACGACGCCCUCAGUCCGACCGUAUGACGAGCACGCCCACUCUGUGAUGUCACAAGCACUGGACCAAUCACAGGGAGCCGCCGAUGAUGAGGGGGUGUUUGUGUAACGACUGUGCAGCUGUGAUAUGAGUUCAUGCAACUUGAUGUCAAAUUGAUUCUGAACAUAAACACAAAUGUCUUCAUAUCAUCUGAUGUGAAACAGAUCCUGAGUCGUUUUGAUAAGUUUCUCCUUUUGAAAGUUUCUGAUUAUUUCUGUAAUGUUUCUUUAAAUAAAAACACUGUUUUGAUA
This is a messenger RNA of Pleuronectes platessa (European plaice), 2909 nucleotides long. Its product is annotated as cleavage and polyadenylation specificity factor subunit 3. The transcript has 18 exons. Gene Ontology annotation, cellular component: mRNA cleavage and polyadenylation specificity factor complex. Lineage: Eukaryota; Metazoa; Chordata; Actinopteri; Pleuronectiformes; Pleuronectidae. The record is from RefSeq and is a predicted model, not a curated record. The coding region runs from base 639 to 2648 and encodes 669 amino acids. Gene Ontology annotation, molecular function: 5'-3' exonuclease activity; RNA binding; RNA endonuclease activity. Gene Ontology annotation, biological process: mRNA 3'-end processing by stem-loop binding and cleavage.